This is a messenger RNA of Lycium barbarum (goji berry), 981 nucleotides long. RefSeq lists its product as uncharacterized. The record is from RefSeq and is a predicted model, not a curated record. Lineage: Eukaryota; Viridiplantae; Streptophyta; Magnoliopsida; Solanales; Solanaceae. Bases 1 to 981 code for a protein of 326 amino acids. The transcript is spliced from 3 exons.
AUGGUAAAUGGUAGGAGGAAGAGAUUGCAGGUCAAAAGGAUGAAAAAGCAAGAUAGAAGUUGGAUUGAGGGGGAACAUGAUCUAGCUGAGGAAGCAACUCAAUUUUAUCAUCAUCAGUUUACACAGGAGGAUAUCUCCUCAGAUUUCUCAUUGCUGCAACAUGUUCCUAAUAUGGUUACUCAGGAGAAAAAUCAAAUACUUACCAGCAUGCCAACUCUAGAAGAUGUUAAGAAUGCAGUUUUUGAUCUAUCAGGAGAUAGCUCAGGUCGUCCAGAUGGUAUGAUAGGAGCAUUUUAUCAAUCUGGUUUUGUAAAGGGAAGAUGUAUCAUUGAGAAUAUACUGUUAACUCAAGAGGUGGUUUCAGAUAUAAGACUUAGGGGAAAACCAGCUAUUGUGGUGCUUAAACUGGAUAUGGCUAAGGCCUAUGAUAGAGCUUCUGGAUUUUUCCAUUCAACAAAAGGUGUUAAGCAAGGAGAUCCACUCUCUACUGCUUUGUUUAUUUUGUCUGCAGAAGUGCUAUCUAGAGUAUUGAACUUUUUAUUUGAGGACAAUAGGUUUAGAAGCUAUGGAAUGCCUAAAUGGAGUGCUAAUUUGAAUCAUCUUGCUUAUGCAGAUGAUACUUCAUUGCAGCUGAUCAUGGGAAUAUUACAGGAGUAUGAGCAGAUGUCAGGGCAGCUUAUCAACAAAGGAAAAAUUUCCUUCCAUAUGCAUAGUAAAGUUGCAAAUGUGAUAGUGCAGCAGGGGGAGGCUAUUACUGGUUUUACUAGGGGAUCUUUCCCUUUCACAUACUUAGGUUGCCCAAUCACACAUGCAAGAAAGAGAAAGACUGAUUAUAGUGACUUGAUCAGAAAAGUGAAGGACAAACUGGCAGCUUGGAAAGGAAGACUUUUAUCUUUUGGAGGAAAUGUUGUUUUGUGUUUUACUGAGUAUGCCAAUUCACCUACUCUCAGCUAUCAGACCUGCAAAAGGUGUUACAUAUGA